GAAAGAUUCGGAAAGAGAAGCUACAGCGAAGGGAAAGCCGCACCGAGGAAACCCUAGCCACCAUCGACUGAUUGAGCGGCGGCGCGGCGAGCGGCGGAGAUGGAGUUCGAGACGAUGAGCGGUGCAUUCGCGGGGCUCAAGACCUACACCAGCGACGACGACGGCGGAGCAAGACCGGCCGGCGGAACUCGCGGGGCCGCCGCGACCGGGAAGGAGGCCAUCGGCAGCAAGGUCGGGGCAGACGCACGGCAGCGGGAGCGCCAGCUUCUUCGCGAUUCGAUCAAGGCAGGGCGCGCUCCCCCACGUCGAGACGGCGAGGAAGAGGAAGGCGCGAUCCCCGUCUACCGCCGUGCCUGGGAGACCUCCUUCGGCGGCGUCUUCGGCUCCUUCGACGACGAGACUGCCCUUGGACCCAUGCGCUACACAUCUGGACCUAUCCCGGAAAAUGCUGUGCCAGCUAGCACCUUGCAGAUCUUCUCCGUCAGAGUUACUGACCUGAAACAUGGUCUCUGGUGGCCACUUCAUGUCUAUGGCUCGGUUGCCACCAGAGACGGGGCAGAUCAUAAUCGCAACUUUCUCUUCAGGCGCACCAGGGAUAACUGCCAAAUUCUUACCAAAGAGGAUCCAGUUUUGCUGUUAACAGGCCCGUCUCGCGCAGUCCUGUUGGCUGGCCUGGUCACCUUCGAAGUACAGCUGAUGGUAAAGAGCAAAAUUGAACUGCUUGCAGAUGAAGUGCUGGCUUCCAAAGUCUUCUUUUUCCACCAGGGAUCUCGUCGAGAAGACAGUAUCUGUACACGCAUCCCCUACAAGCAUUGUGCGCUCGAGUUUGCGCUCGCGCCUCUGCGGCAUUCGGUCGAGGCCACCGUCACCGUCCAGCUCGUCGACGGGUCGUGGCCGGACGGUCACCAGGGACUGGUCUUCUCCUGCACCGACAGCAUAAAAGAUACCAAGAUGUUGCUGCUUGACUGUCGAGAUGGAAGGAUGCCCAUCGGUCCGGACGGCAUGUUUGAGCUCUCCAGGCGCGUUGUUUGCGCAGAGCUGGGCGGGACGGAUAAGCUCAUGGUGUCCGUGCAGGCGCGCCGCGUCGGUUUCCUUACGAGAAGUCAGGCCGUCUUCAAGCCCAAGAUGUCCGGGACGAGCGUUGGCAUGUGUGAUCUUCGUUUCUGCAAGAUGCAGGUCACCGUUGCUUGGUCCCUGCUCUCCACCUCUGCCACACAUUCAGGUGGUAAGUAGCAGGGGCUGUCUGGGUAAUGUGUGCUAAGCCAUGGAUGGGAGAGAGGUGCUCUCUGUUUAGCGCAAAGAUGUCUAAAAUGGUGUUUUCCCAGCUCCGUUGUAAGCUUGUGAUGGGCCUUUGUUGUGAGACGUUAGUUGUAAAUAUAAUGGUGUCAAGGUUUUGGGCAUGACAAAUCUUGCACAUUGUACCUUGGGGUUUGGAUUUGGGCAUUGUAGCAUUGCACUUUGUACGAUCUUGCACAUUUAGUCUGACCUGAAAGUGUUGUGAGACAUUGUCUUGCACUUAGUCUCAUUUACAAAGUUUCACUUAUGACAAUUUGAAA
Triticum dicoccoides is the source of this 1556-nucleotide messenger RNA. RefSeq lists its product as uncharacterized. The coding region runs from base 100 to 1233 and encodes 377 amino acids. The record is from RefSeq and is a predicted model, not a curated record. The transcript has 3 exons. Lineage: Eukaryota; Viridiplantae; Streptophyta; Magnoliopsida; Poales; Poaceae.